This is a messenger RNA of Sordaria macrospora k-hell, 1248 nucleotides long. NCBI's taxonomy places the organism in Eukaryota, Fungi, Ascomycota, Sordariomycetes, Sordariales, Sordariaceae. The record is from RefSeq and is a predicted model, not a curated record.
AUGACCGUCAACGGCCCUCAGCAAAGAAAGACCGCUUCCCCUGCGGCUCAGGGUGUUCCCUACUACACCCCGGCCCAGACUCCUCCCGCCGGCACCGCUCUCAAGACCAGCGAGGGCGAUGUUCCCACCCUCUUCACCCCUCUCAAGAUCCGUGGUGUUGAGCUCCAGAACCGUUUCGCCGUUGCGCCCAUGUGCACCUACUCCGCCGAUGACGGCCACAUGAACGACUGGCACCUCGUGCACCUCGGCGCCUUCGCCCAGCGCGGCGUCCCGCUCACCAUCUUCGAGGCCACCGCCGUUCUCCCCAAUGGCCGCAUCUCGCCCGAGGACUCCGGGCCAAAGGCCGGCAUCCAGCUCGCCCACGCCGGCCGCAAGGCCAGCACCAAGGCCCCCUGGCACCUGCAGCGCGGCAAGGCCGAGAUUUGCGGGCCCGAGGAGGGCGGCUGGCCCGAGAACGUCUGGGGUCCCAGCGCCAUUAGCUACAACGACCAGACCUACCCUGACCCCAAGGAGAUGACCGUCGCUCAGAUCCAGGAGCUCGUCGAGGCGUGGAAGGCCGCGGCCAUCCGUGCCGUCAAGGCCGGCUUCGACGUGAUUGAGAUCCACGGCGCUCACGGCUACCUCAUCUCCGAGUUCCUUUCCCCCAUCUCCAACCAGCGCACCGACAACUACGGCGGCUCCUUCGAGAACCGCACCCGCGUUCUCGUCGAGAUCACCAAGGCCAUCCGCUCCGUCAUCCCCGAGACCAUGCCCCUCUUCCUCCGCGUCUCCGCCACCGAGUGGAUGGAGUACACCGGCCAGCCCAGCUGGGAUCUCCCGCAGACCAUCGAGCUCGCCAAGCUCCUCCCCGGUCUCGGCAUCGAUUUGCUCGACGUUUCUUCCGGCGGCAACAACAAGGACCAGAAGAUCGACAUCCACACUUACUACCAGAUCGACCUGGCCGAGCAGAUCCGCGCGGCCGUGCAGGAGGCCGGCAAGGAGCUACUGAUUGGCGCCGUCGGCAUGGUCACCACCGCUGAGAUCGCCAAGGAGGCUGUUCAGGAGAAGAAGGACGGCAAGGUCCCCGUGCAGGGCUCGAACGGCUCUAGAACGAGGGCCGAUAUGGUUCUUGUUGCUAGGCAGUUCCUCAGGGAGCCCGAGUUUGUGCUCACUGUUGCGGAUGAUCUUGGUCUUGAUGUCAAGGGUCCUCUGCAGUACCUCCGUGCGCCGGUGAGCCAGAGACCCAAGAAGUUGACUACUGUCCCCUGA